UUGCGUAUCGGGCAAGGAUGCAUCGACUUUUUUGCUGAGCUGGAGCCAUCUGUAACCGUCACCGAGCAAAACCUGGCAGACCGAGUUCGGUAUAUCUUGCGCUCAAAUACAUUUGAUGUCGCCGAACUCGAACGGCUACGACGUGAGGCUGUUCCUUCAUCGGGUGAAAAUGCUGCGGCUGAGGAUGCGGCGCCACAACUUGCUGAGCAAAUGGCAAAUGUGGAUGCCGCCGUGAAUACGCCAGUUGUGGUUGAUUCAAACGAUGAUGGAACAGUCGCCCAGGAACUGGAACUAGAGCAAAUGAGGAGUACAUUGGAGGAGGCGAUUGUGGAAACGCGCAGUACGCCUCUCGAAAAUCGACCGCGACUUCCCCACUUAGCCCUAAGCAAGCGGAAUCGGGCUGUCGUGAGGGCUUUGAACCCAAUGCUGGUUACCUAUUUGGAAGCCAGCCGGGACCUUUGCGAGACGGACUCAAUUCUUUUUGGCGCCGCACUGGCAGUCUGCCGUAUUAUAGGUGCCAAACUUUCCACGGCUGGACGAGCUACUGGGUAA
Parnassius apollo (apollo) is the source of this 552-nucleotide messenger RNA. The record is from the annotation of a GenBank genome assembly. NCBI's taxonomy places the organism in Eukaryota, Metazoa, Arthropoda, Insecta, Lepidoptera, Papilionidae.